Bactrocera dorsalis (oriental fruit fly) is the source of this 2127-nucleotide messenger RNA. RefSeq lists its product as uncharacterized. The coding region runs from base 718 to 1902 and encodes 394 amino acids. The transcript is spliced from 3 exons. The record is from RefSeq and is a predicted model, not a curated record. NCBI's taxonomy places the organism in Eukaryota, Metazoa, Arthropoda, Insecta, Diptera, Tephritidae.
AGACCAGCUUUAUUAAUUCUUUAGUCGUUACUCGGUAGUUUUUUAAGUGCGUUUUGUAUUUGUAAAAUUAACAGUUUACCGUUUUAAGCUUAGUACGCAGCUCUCAAGAAACGUAAAAACUUCAUAUAAAAAAACGCUUAAGAAACGGUCCAGAAACGUUCCUGCGAUAAAGUUACUUGUGCUAGUACGCAGCUCUCAAGAAAUCUAGUACUAAUUUUUAAUACUUUUUUUCAAUAAAAUGUGAAUAUGGCAAACCUGGUUUUGCGAAGAAACAUCAAAUCAACAAUUGUUUCUUGAGGGAUAUUCGAAGUAAUCGUCAAAUUCAUCCUAAAUUAGUUGAAAUCAUUAUUAUAAAGUAUAUUCCAUUUUGAAAUGUUGUAUUAAACCAACCAAUCAUCAACAACAUUCCUUAAAUCUCAAUGAAAAUAUUUGUGUUACCAUACACAUACAUACAUACGCACAAAGUUUGUUUACUUUAGGCGUGUUUUAUUCGACCAGCAAAUUAAGCUAUUAGCUUAUUUUGUAUGGAAGACUUAGACAACAUAAUUUUGUUGGCUUGUCAUAAGCUUUCAUAGCUUGUGUAUUGGGCUAGAGGCAUUGCCAGUUAAAAUGCUUUUUUCAUUCACAAUAGCUUUGAUUUUUCCCAAAAAAAGUAGUUGGCAAUAGCGACAACCCCCAUUUUGACAGACAAAAAUGUAAACAAAUGGAGAUAUAUAAAUGAAACGUAUAGAAGUGCACGAAAUGGAAAAUUUUAUAAAAGAUGCGUUGCUUCGUACUAUGUACACAAAUUCAAAUGUUGAAGAGUAUAACGAAAUAUUGACCAUCCUUGCUGGCUUAGCUGCUGAAUCAAGUUCGUCAUCGGAGGAUUCAGAACAAGAGCAGAUAGAGCAUCCAAACUGCUCUGAUUUUGUGGACACCAUUGAUAGUUUUGAAGAUGAGGAUUUCAAAUCUCACUUUCGUUUGAGCCGCACCACUUUAGAUUACUUAAUAGGAAGAUAUGAAGAAAGUGAACAAACCCGUUUUGCUACGAAGGCCGGAAAAACCAAAAUUCCUGCUAAAACAAUGAUGUACAUGUAUGUAUGGUAUUUAAGUAACACAAUUACCUACAGACAACUAGCCGUAUUGUUUGGUGUAACGAAGUCCACAGCAUGGGCGAUUGUUCGUCGGGUUGUAGCGUGGGUUAUCUCAAUAGGUCAUGAGUUUGUUAAGUGGCCAAUUGGAGAUGCGUUGGAAGAAACAACUCGCAAGUUUUUACAAAGGAAACAAAUACCAGGUGUUAUUGGUGCUAUUGAUUGUACCCAUAUAACAAUUAAUGCACCAAUAAAAGACAAACAUAUAUAUUUUGAUCGAAAACGUAAUUAUAGUGUUGUUCUACAGGCCAUUGUCGAUGCUGAUAAAAAAUUUAUUGAUAUUUAUUGUGGUGAACCCGGAUCAUAUCAUGACUCUAGAGUGCUAAAAAGGUCAGCAUUUUAUAGAAAAGCGGAAUGUAAUAUGGAAAGUUUAUUUCUCAAUUCUACUUUUAUUCUCGGGGACUCGGCAUACCCUUGCAGAAAUUACCUCAUACCGGUAUUUAAAGAUUAUGGUUCGUUAACGCCUAAUCAAAUCAGCUUUAACAAAACACAUUCAGCAAGAAUAGUUGCUGAAAAUGCAUUUGGAGCACUGAAAGGACGUUUCCGAAGGCUUCUUAAGUUUACGGAGCACAGAAAUUUAUGUGCAAUUUCGAAUUUAGUUGCAAGUGCAUGCAUUAUGCACAAUAUAUGUAUUAUUACUAACGACGAUACAAUUAUUGACUAUCAAAUUGAAAGUGCCGAACCGGAGCCAGAAACUGCUAAUGAGCUAGCGAGAGAAGAAAGUGGAGAUCGCCGGAAUCAGUUGUUUACAAUUUUAACACGAAGAAAUUAAUAAAUUUUAAUUUUUUUAAUUUUUAAAAUACACUUUUAGAGCAACAUUUUCCAUUUUCAAUCUCAAACAAUAAAAUUGUUUAUAAUUUUACGACAUAUUUGUUUUAUAUAACCACGUAUACGUAUGCAUUUGUUCAAGAUUUGAAUGUAAAAAAUGUUUAUUUUAUGAUAAGCUUGAUUAUAUAUUUCCGUUAAAUAAAACAAUGUAUAUUCGUUAUGAAAUCAA